AUGGUAGAUGGCGCUGCCCGGAUUGUAGAUGGUGCUGCCCGGAUUGUAGAUGGUGCUGCCCGGAUUGUAGAUGGUGCUGCCCAGAUUGUAGAUGGUGCUGCCCGGAUUGUAGAUGGCGCUGCCCGGAUUGUAGAUGGCGCUGCCCGGAUUGUAGAUGGCGCUGCCCGGAUUGUAGAUGGCGCUGCCCGGAUUGUAGAUGGUGCUGCUCGGAUUGUAGAUGGUGCUGCCCGGAUUGUAGAUGGUGCUGCCCGGAUUGUAGACGGUGCUGCCUGGAUUGUAGAUGGUGCUGCUCGGAUUGUAGAUGGUGCUACCCAGAUUGUAGAUUGGGCUGCCCGGAUUGUAGAUGGUGCUGCCCGGAUUGUAGAUGGUGCUGCCCGGAUUGUAGAUGAUGCUGCCCGGAUUGUAGAUGGUGCUGCCCGGAUUGUAGAUGGUGCUGCCCGGAUUGUAGAUCUGACCUCGCUCUCCACGGGCGUUAUAGUGGGCAUUGCUGUGGGCUGCUUUGCUGGCUUCACUCUGCUCGCUUCUGUGCUCGCAUGGCUGCUGUGGCCCCGUGGACCAAAGAAGUGGGAGGGGCUGGAUGCGUGUGAGCAGUUCUCGCUGCAGCAAAUGGUGAAGGCCACCAAGAACUGGUCAGAGGAUAAUGUGCUGGGAAAGGGUGGCUUCGGCAUUGUAUACAAAGGCCACUCGCCACAGGGCCAGCUCUGGGCUAUCAAGCGCUCCACUGUCAUGACCAACGACUUUGAAAUAGAGGUGCGAGCCAUGGCCUCUCUCCACCACACGCAUCUCGUUCGCCUACUCGGCUUCUGUUUGGACCAGAACGUGGAGACGGGCAAGCAGGAGCAGAUCCUGGUGUACGAGUUUGUGGGCAAUAGGGACCUGCAGUACAACAUUUACAGAACCAAGAGUAAGUUACGGUACCUUCACAAUUGCCAGGCGAUUGCUCGCUAG
Closterium sp. NIES-65 is the source of this 948-nucleotide messenger RNA. The record is from the annotation of a GenBank genome assembly. NCBI's taxonomy places the organism in Eukaryota, Viridiplantae, Streptophyta, Zygnematophyceae, Desmidiales, Closteriaceae.